Messenger RNA from Hypoxylon fragiforme, 2692 nucleotides. Its product is annotated as ferric reductase NAD binding domain-containing protein. The transcript is spliced from 4 exons. Gene Ontology annotation, cellular component: NADPH oxidase complex; plasma membrane. The coding region runs from base 507 to 2228 and encodes 573 amino acids. The record is from RefSeq and is a predicted model, not a curated record. Gene Ontology annotation, molecular function: superoxide-generating NAD(P)H oxidase activity. Gene Ontology annotation, biological process: defense response; superoxide anion generation. Lineage: Eukaryota; Fungi; Ascomycota; Sordariomycetes; Xylariales; Hypoxylaceae.
ACGGAAAAUGGCCUGAUGUUUUUCUAUUCUUGGCGGCCUUCCAUAUUAUCCACCGUUCUCCCGCUUCUUGCAUGAGAUCUUCGGAACCCUUUCUCUUCUUUCCCUUUCGCUUCUUCCCAAACGCUUCCCUCCUUGUUGGUUUGUAGGUGCGCUGUUCGAUUCUUGCGUUGGCUGACAGGCGGCUGCGAUAGCAGGCUUCCACGCCGAUUUUACAUUCAUUUGACCGUCCUACUUGCCCAUUCCGUCAACGCAUCUUUUAUUCCAUGGCUUUUUGCCAGUUCAGCAGGAUCUGAAUUAGCUAUUAUUACUCCCGCUUUAACGUACCAAGGGUGGCGAUACUAGAAUAUAAUCAAGAAAUCUAAUAAGAGGAGGUAUUUGGUGGUGUUGGAUUAGGAGAACUGUGGAAAAAUAUUUUGGCAUUUUGAAGACUCGGUCAACACCUCAACGUACGAAGCUAUCGCAUAUACGACCCACGAACGAGACACUGCAGAACAUUUUUGGUCGAGAUGGAUUGGAACGCUCAAUAUGGUGGUGAGAAGCCAUCGGAGAGGUCAAGAUGGACGCCCUUGACGAGAAUGUUGCUGUCGGGUGAGAUGACACAGGAACGACAAAAGGAAUUGACGAUGCGCGAAAAAUUCGAUAAGUGGAUGAUCAACGAAGGAUACCGAAGAUUUUUCGUAUUUGUUUUCAUGGCUCUCCAUGCUUUGGUCUUUGCCUUCGGAUUCGUCAAUUACGCUGUCAAAGAUAGCCUUCAAGGAGCAAGAACUGUCCUCGGGCCAACCUACAUGAUCGCAAGAUCAGCAGCACUGGUGCUUCACGUGGAUGUGGCCUUAAUUCUACUGCCCGUCUGCAGAACAUUUAUCUCGAUUGCGAGACAAACACCUCUUAACGGCAUUAUCCAGUUCGACAAGAACAUUACCUUCCACAUCACUACAGCCUGGUCCAUCUUCUUCUUCUCAUGGGUACAUACGAUAGCCCAUUGGAACAACUUGGCCCAGGUUGCCGCUCAGAACAACCUAGGAUUCUAUGGAUUCUUGGUCGCUAAUCUGGUGACGGGUCCGGGCUGGACAGGAUAUGUCAUGCUGAUUGCGCUCACGGGAAUGGUCAUGACUUCUUACGAGAAGCCCAGACGAGCAAAUUACGAGCGAUUCUGGUACACGCAUCACUUGUUUAUCGUCUUCUUCUUUUUCUGGUCCUUCCAUGGCGCUUUCUGCAUGGUUCAACCCGACUUCGCACCCUUCUGCGUCUCGAUUGGUAGCUCUGCCAUUGGUGUCUUCUGGCAGUACUGGAUGGUUGGGGGGUUCACAUACCUGGCUGAGCGAAUUGCGCGUGAAUUACGUGGACGCCACAAGACUUACAUAUCGAAGGUCAUCCAGCAUCCGAGUAACGUGUGCGAAAUCCAAAUCAAGAAGGAAAACACCAAGACCAAAGCUGGACAGUAUAUUUUCUUUUGCUGCCCGGAAGUAUCAUUAUGGCAAUACCACCCUUUUACUCUGACAAGCGCUCCCGAAGAGGAUUACAUCUCGAUUCAUAUGAGAGUGGUUGGAGACUUCACCAGGUCUGUUUCUACGGCUCUCGGCUGCGACUUUGGAAAGAAGGAAAGCAAGGAUUCUUCAAAGGUUGUGGGAGUCGACGAUCAAAAUAACGAGGUGGAUCCUGCGCUCAAGCGUGUGCUGCCGCGUGUCUAUGUGGACGGGCCGUUUGGAUCUGCGUCAGAGGAUGUGUUCAAAUAUGAGGUCUCGGUUCUCUGCGGUGCUGGUAUUGGUGUCACACCGUUCGCAUCGAUUCUGAAGUCGAUCUGGUAUCGCAUGAAUUACCCCCAGAAGAAGACGCGACUUGCGAAGGUGUACUUUUUCUGGAUCUGCAGAGAUUUCGGCUCCUUCGAGUGGUUCCGCUCCCUUCUCAUGGCCAUCGAAGCCCAAGAUGUCGACAACCGAAUCGAGAUUCACACGUAUCUCACGGCGAAGAUAAAGGCCGAUGAUGCGACAAACAUCAUGAUUAACGAUGCCAACGCCGACAAGGACACCAUUACCGGAUUGCGAAGUCCGACGAAUUUCGGACGACCGAACUGGGAUAUGAUCUUCCGAGGUAUCCGAAAACUACAUGCGCCUGCCGAGGCGGGUGUGUUCUUCUGUGGACCAAAGGGUCUGGGUAGCGCGCUACACGUUUUCUGUAACAAAUACAGUGAGCCUGGUUUCUCCUUUGUUUGGGGCAAGGAAAACUUUUAAUCUUGCGGAUCAUGUUCAAGAACUGGUCAACAUGUUAUCAGGACACCCCCAAGCAUUUACCCCACUACUGGCGCCGGCGCAGACGACUGUAUUUGUGUGCUAAUCAGCCUCGUUCGUAACCAAUUCCGGGUCCCUUCAACCCUGGGAUACUAUGGAAUGAAUUGAAUUAAUAUAUACCUCAAGUUUCGGACUAUGUUGGACUAUAUCGCAGGUGUCCCCCUGCCGGCAGCGAACAACUCCACGAUGUUUAGGGGAGGAAAAGAUGGAUAAACACGGAGCUGCAUCAUAUAUAAAAACCGUAGAUAUUGAUUACCAUAUACCAUUGUACCUAUUUCACUUAAAUCUGCGAUAUCUUUAACGCUUAGACUUCAAUCUUUUCUAGCUAUGUCAGAGACUUUCUUGACGGUGGUGUCCUAUCAGCCACAGUGCCUUUUACCCCUUUCUGCUAGUAUCUAGAUAUCAAC